UUCAUGGCCGCAGGGGGAGAGCAUCAUGAUGGUAUUCCUGAGGAGGAUAAAGCCAUGGCUGCCUCUGCUGCACCGAUCUUUUACCCAGAAAGCAGCAGCGACCUCCGGGCUCGUGCACGCAGCUUCCAGAGGAUCCCCGCCGCAGUUCCGACCGUUUUCCCUCUCUGCGUGUGCACUCAUGAACCCUGAUGACUUCAGCUGCAGCAGCGGAGCCGCAGGUGAGGAUCAGGACAUCCCGGGGGACACCGAGGUGGAGGAGAUCUUCCAGCAGCAGGUCCCUACGGGGGUCGGACAGGGUCAGAGGAUCUUCAUCGUGCACCCUGACGUGAAAUGGGGCAGCAGGAAGCAGCACCUGACCACCGCUGAGCUGAUGAUGGCGGAAGCUGUGGGGCUGGUGAAGACUCUGGACAGCUGGACAGUAGUGGACCAGCUCAUCCUCUCCACCAAAACGCCCGAGAAGAAACUGAUUUUUGGAAAAGGCAACUUCCAGUACCUGACAGAGAAGAUCAGGCAAACAGCAGGGAUCACCGCUGUGUUUGUGAAUGUGGAGCGUCUGUCUGCUUUGUCUGAGAGGGAAUUUGAGGAAGCCUGGGGGGUCAAAGUCUUUGACAGAUAUUCAGUUGUCCUUCACAUUUUUCGCUGCAACGCCAAAACCAAAGAGGCCAAGCUGCAAAUCUCCCUUGCAGAGAUCCCCUUGUUAAGAUCCCGACUGAAAAAUGAAAUGUCCAACUUGGAUCAGCAGGGUGGAGGAUCGAGGUACAUCGGCGGUUCAGGAGAAACGCUGUAUGAGGUCCAGCAGAGGCUGCUGAAGGAGCGGGAGGCAAAGAUCCGCUCAGCACUGGAAAAACUUCGCCGAAAGAGGCACCUCCUCCGAUCCCAGAGGAAACACAGGGAGUUCCCCAUCAUAUCAGUUCUGGGAUACACCAACUGUGGAAAAACAACUCUGAUCAAAGCUCUGACUGGUGACAGCGGCCUUCAACCCAGAAACCAGCUGUUUGCCACCUUGGAUGUGACCGUGCACGCCGGACAGCUGCCCAGUCACAUGCCGGUGCUGUACGUGGACACCAUCGGUUUCUUAUCGCAGCUCCCCCACCAGCUCAUCGACUCCUUCUCGGCCACCUUAGAAGACAUCAAGCACUCGGAUCUCCUAGUUCAUGUCAGAGACAUCAGUCAUCCAGAGACUGAGAAUCAGAGGGUGAACGUUUUGCAUGUUUUGAAGAACCUCCUGAUCCCAGACAGUCUGAUGAGCUCCAUGAUCGAGGUCCACAAUAAAAUUGACCUCGUUGACAGUUAUCAGAGUGUGAAUCCUGAUGCCAUACCCAUAUCUGCCCUGGAGGGGCGAGGACUAGACCGGCUGAAGAAAGCGGUGGAAGAGGAGAUCUUGAAGUCCACGGGGAAGCAGGUUUUAGAUCUCAGGGUGGACCUCAGCUCACCUCAGUUAAGCUGGUUGUACAAAGAGGCCACCGUUCAGGAUGUGCUGGUGAAUGCGGACGAAGGCUCAGCUGUUGUGAAGGUCAUCAUCAGCGAUGCUGCUUACGGGCGCUACAGCAAACUGUUUGGCAGAAAACUGAAAACUGCACCAAAGCAAACUUAAUAAAAGAUGUAUUUAUGUG
Molecule: messenger RNA, 1613 nt
Organism: Oryzias melastigma (Indian medaka)
Lineage: Eukaryota; Metazoa; Chordata; Actinopteri; Beloniformes; Adrianichthyidae
Gene: gtpbp6
Product: GTP binding protein 6 (putative)
Exons: 10
Coding region: 26-1594 (522 amino acids)
Cellular component (GO): cytoplasm
Molecular function (GO): GTP binding; ribosome binding
Source: RefSeq, a predicted model, not a curated record